Bombina bombina (fire-bellied toad) is the source of this 3447-nucleotide messenger RNA. RefSeq names its product BAG cochaperone 3 (gene BAG3). The transcript has 4 exons. NCBI's taxonomy places the organism in Eukaryota, Metazoa, Chordata, Amphibia, Anura, Bombinatoridae. The coding region runs from base 260 to 1870 and encodes 536 amino acids. Gene Ontology annotation, molecular function: protein-folding chaperone binding. The record is from RefSeq and is a predicted model, not a curated record.
ACCCUCUCCCUCCCUCUGCCAGGAAUGUAAGCUGCCUCUGCAGUGUCACUUGCAGGGGGAUCGCUGAGCGUGUCCAGGAGAGCACCCUACUUCCUAAAGCUCAGUGUCACCUCCACCUGCCACUAAGUCUAGCUGGCGUCCCCUCCCUGCUCGUGUCAUUCUCUAGCACUCUGCAGUCACUUCUAGAUAUUUCCACCCCUUUCUCUGGCGUCACCCUGGGCGGUAGAUAAGUCUGCCUUAAGGGGUGAGAAGACCCACUAUGUCUCAUUAUCCGAUCUCCAGAAGCAACAUGAAGACCACGCAAGGCUCAGCGAUUCCAAACAGCGACCCCCUCCCCCCGGGUUGGGAGAUUAAACUGGACCCCCAGACUGGGUGGCCUUUUUUUGUGGAUCAUAAUAAUAGGACCACCACAUGGAAUGACCCCCGAAUACAGGACAAUGUCAAGGUUAACCAGACAUUUGCUAAUGGUCCUUCUCAGGAGAGUCACAAGCCACUUCCUUUAAGAGAAGGAAAUAUCUACUACCCUCAGCUCCGGCCUGGUUAUAUCCAAAUUCCUGUCCUACACGAUGGCUUGGAAAACAGACAGCAACAUCCUUAUUAUACAUUAUGCCAACCUGGGAUGCAGAGAGUAAAGUGUGAACCUGUCUCUACACAAAAAAGGUCACAGUCUCCACUGAGGGGCUUCACGCGUCCACAGUCUCCUGCCUGGAGUCCACCGGAGUCUCCUCAGACAGAUAAACAAGGCGGGCAAAUCACAGGACCUCCUAGGCAAUCUGUAUCUCCUCAAGGCCCUUCGCCACCGCCUUCAGUUGCAGAAUCACAGAACAGUCGUUCGCAGUCACCAGGAAGACAAAGUACUGGUGGUUACCAGCUGCCACGUGGUUAUAUACAGAUUCCUGUGAUCCAUGAGAGCAAUGUCCCACGACAACCUACCCAAAACUUCCACCAGACACAGAAAACACAUUAUCCGCCACAAGCAGCAGGAGACUACCAGUCACACCAUCCCGUGUUCCACAAAAUUCAGGAUGAGAGGGACUCUAGGACACCACCAUCCCAGUCCCCAAUAAGAACAAGAAAACUGAGCUCCAGCCGGGAAAGCUCCCCUGUCAGAGUCACUUCCCCGUCAUCUACUCCUAUUAGAGUGCAGGCUGUGGUGGAUAAACACCAGGGUCAACAAAUCCCUCAGCAUCGGCAGUCUCCAUCAUGGUCUCAGUCAGAGAAUAGGCAAAGUCCUCCACCCGCCUAUCAGCCGCCAGUUACUGUUCCUAUUCAAAUACCCACUAAGGAGGAGUUUUGUGACUCUCCUCCGCAGAAAGAAGAAAAAGUGGAGGUAAAGCCUUCAAUUAAUAUCUCAGUUCCUCCUGUAGAGGAGACUCCUGCUACAAAAGAGACCACUCCUCAGAAAGCACCUGAAGAGACAGAAUCCCAGCAGAAACACCCCGGUGUCCUUCAGGUGGAAAAAAUUUUAAACAGAGUGCAGGAUUUGGAACAAGCUGUGAACAGCUUUCGGGGCAUUAAAAAUAGCAAGAAUUAUCUGGUGUUGGAGGAAUAUCUCACUAAAGAGCUGUUAGCUCUGGAUUCUGUAGACCCUGAAGGUCGAGUAGAUGUACGGCAAGCUAGGAGAGAUGGGGUGAGAAAAGUUCAAAACAUUUUGGAAGCAUUGGAAGAAAAAGCUUCAGCACGUUCACCAACAAUGGACCUAUCUAGUGGCUCUGAAAAUUCCAUGGAGUUUGACACCAGAAGUGACAAAAGCAAUGAGGAACCUACCACUUCAAGUGUCUCAGAUCAACCCACUACAGAAAGCCAUCGAUCGGGAAAGGUAGACAUGGCUCCUGAAUCCACUGCAUUGACAACCAGCUCAGGACAGUAGCAGUUUGCACAUUAAGAAAACAAUCUCAGAACUUGUAGGAUGCGGGUUAGACUUAAGAUUUGAAUUAGGAAGGAUGCAUGUGUUUCCAAAGCUUUUGCACCUAUAUGCUUUCACAACACAAAAACAACUUGGAUACUAUGAAAAUAUAGACUUUCUGUGCAAAUGGAAAAACAAAAAGCUUCAACUAGCAUUGCUGUGUUAUUAGAUCCAUUCAGCCGAUUUUAUUGACAUUGUACAUUGUUUAAUUUGCUCUGGUGGUGAGGACUUGAAAAUGGAUGAUUAAAAAAAAAAAACUAAAGAUUUUUUGGAGAUAAUAGGCUACUUGUCAUUGAUUUUUUUUUUCUUUUUUCAUUUUAACUGGACACAAUAUAUCUGACUGUUUUUAUUAGGUUAUAAAUGAACACCUUUCAUUACAUUUUAACAAAGCUAAGAUACCAAAAUGCUGUAAAAAGCGGUCUGUUUUUGCUCUGUAAUACAGUUGUUACGCUACACUGGACUCUGUCAGGUUAUUUUGGUGUUAUUUCUGCACUGAAUGUAAAUUUAAUCCUGGGUUUUUGCAAAAGGAAAGUGGUUUAACAGCACUGCAUGUUUCGUUCUGAAGCCAUAGCUACAAUCAAAAUAAAGGCAGAGCGCAACACUUUUAAUAUAGUGAUUGGCCUUAAAAGCACUAAGGGCCUAAAGAGCUCUGGCGAUAUUAUCUAUUGAGAUAUUUAGAAAUGACUAAAUAGAAAUGACUGCUGACAUUUCAAGACAGAUCACUUGUGUUAAAAUUAUUGUUAUUAUAUUGUUAACUUUUUGUUUCUUUGUAUAGAAGUACUGCAACAAUCAGCUCACUAAAUCGAUCUCUUGAGAACAUUCAUUAGAUGAUAAUGCACUUGGGAUAUUUUCAUCUUCAAGCUACAUAUAAUAUAUAAGUUACCAGCAGUGCCACAUUUAUUAAUAUUAAAAUCAUUAGAGAUUUCCAAGCCAUUAAAAGAAGCCUGACACAGGGAUUUCAAAAAGUAAAUCAUUUAUUGAAUCAAGUUAAAAAAAACCCCCAGAGAACAUGUAGGGCCAUGCUUGACAACCAUACGCAUUUCAUGCUACACGAGUAAGUGCUAGCUAUUUUUUUCUUUCAUGAUUCAGAGCAGCAGUUUUAAGCAACUUUCUAAUUUACUCCGAUUAUCAAUUUUUUUUAUUUUGUUAUCUUGCUAUCUUUAUUUAAAAAGCAAGAAUGCAAGCUUAGGAGCCAACCCAUUUUGGUUCAGCACCUGGGUUGCACUUGCAUCUUAGAUUCCUGCUUUUUCAAAUAAAGAUAGCAAGAGAAUGAAGAAACAUUGAUAAUAGGCGUAAAUUAGAAAAGUUGCUUAAAAUUGCAUGCUCUUUCUGAAUCAUGAAAGAAACAAUGUGGGCUUAAAUAUUGUAUUUUUUGUGUCCUUUUAAAGUUGGUUUUCCCUUGAGGUUCACAUUACAUUACCGUUCACUACUUUCACAUAUGAGCACCUUAGGUAAUCCUGUAAAGUGUGUUUAUAUAUUUGUAUGUGUGAACAAGAAUUUAACAGUUUAUUUUAAAAUAAAAUUAAUAUAUAAUAAGCAAA